GCCCAUCCCGAGUCUGACCGAGGGGUUGUCCAACAUGGCGUUUGAUGUGGUGGCCACGAAUCACACAUCAUCUCGUUCGCUGGCCAAAGGAUAUCUGCGCACAGUUGACUAACGUCAUCUAGGAAACCAUAUCCGGUGGUGUUUGUUUUUGUCUCCCUUUUUUUUUAAAAAAAAAAAGUAUCGGGCCACACCAGCAGUCGUGACGAGGUUCUUUUUUCUUUCCUGGCUUUUCCUGGUGGCAACCCAAGACCGCCACCCGCAGCCCCUGAAUCCCGCAUCAAAAAGCGACCGAGGUUGCAAUGGCUUCACAAGACGCGCCCACCAAGGCCAAGGUCGCUAUCCUCUCGCUCGGGGACAUGGGCUCCGGCAUCGCCAGGCUGCUCGCCGCCCGGGGCUUCCCCGUGGCGACCAACUGCGAGGGCCGGAGUGCCGACACGGCCGAGCGGGCCCGGACCUGCGGCGCCGCGCUCUUCAAGUCGGACCUCGAGCUCGUGGACUGGGCCGACGUGGUGCUGUCCGUCGUGCCGCCCAGGGAUGCGGCCGCGACGCUGCAGCGCGUCCUCGACGCCAUGGCCUUCUCCAAGACGCACGCCCCCGCAGCCGCCGCGGCCGAGGGGUCCGGCAGGCCUCUCUACUUUGCAGACAUGAACGCCGUGUCGCCCGCCACGUGCAGGCGCAUGGCGGCCGACGUCGCCCGCACCCGCGUGCCCCUGCUGUUCAUCGACGGCUGCAUCCUGGGCGGGCCCCCGGCGCCCAAGAAGGGCGGCGAGGGCCGGGCGGAGGAGAAGGGGGAGGGGGAGGGGGACGAGUGGGCGGUGCCGCUGAUGCCGACGUCGGGUCCGCGUUCGUUCGCCUCGCUCGGCGACGCCCUCGGGGGCCCUCUGCUCGAAUCGACAUUGCGGGCGCGCCACAUCUCGGCCGACGUUGGGGCGGCAAGCGGGCUCAAGAUGUGCUUCGCCUCGCUCAGCAAGGGCUUCAGCGCCAUCGCCGUCCAGACCUACACGACGGCUCAUAGACUCGGCGUUCUGGGGGACCUCGAGUGGGCUCUCGGGGAGCUGGCGCCCGCCCGCGCCCGCCAGGCGGCGUCUGCCAUCACCUCAAUGCCGCCCAAGGCGUACCGCUGGGUUCACGAGAUGGAGGAAAUCAGCGACACGCACGCCGCCGACGGCGGCUUCGAUCCGUUCAUUUUUCAGGGCGCCGCCGCCGUCUUUCGUGCCGUCGCUCAGGACACUGUCCUUGGUCAAGAAAAAGUCGGCCAGAGAAAACGUGGCCUGACCGUUCAGGACGUGGCCGAGGCCAUGAGCGAGGGUAUGGAUCGUAAGAGGAAGAAGACCGAUUAAUGACUGUCUUUGCGAGAGACAAGGGGCGUUAUUGCAAUAGCUAAAUGUCACUGGGAGUUGCCAGAAUCUUUUAUCUGUGCAUGAAAUUUGCCCGAGGUCAACAAGAAGCUCCACUCUACCGCUUAGAGCAACAUGACAAGGAGAUAAUCGAGUUGUUCAUCGGAUACAGCCCUACGCCUCAUGCAUUUCUGUUAGUUGAAGAAAAAAUUGUAGACAGGAAGACACCAAAUGCCCC
Molecule: messenger RNA, 1575 nt
Organism: Gaeumannomyces tritici R3-111a-1
Lineage: Eukaryota; Fungi; Ascomycota; Sordariomycetes; Magnaporthales; Magnaporthaceae
Exons: 1
Coding region: 300-1340 (346 amino acids)
Molecular function (GO): oxidoreductase activity, acting on the CH-OH group of donors, NAD or NADP as acceptor
Source: RefSeq, a predicted model, not a curated record